Saitoella complicata NRRL Y-17804 is the source of this 937-nucleotide messenger RNA. RefSeq lists its product as uncharacterized. The record is from RefSeq and is a predicted model, not a curated record. Gene Ontology annotation, cellular component: membrane. Gene Ontology annotation, molecular function: transmembrane transporter activity. Gene Ontology annotation, biological process: transmembrane transport. The coding region runs from base 395 to 937 and encodes 180 amino acids. The transcript is spliced from 3 exons. Lineage: Eukaryota; Fungi; Ascomycota; Saitoellomycetes; Saitoellales; Saitoellaceae.
GAGUUGAUCAUACGGGCCGUAGAGGCCCCAUGCUGAACCUGGCGGAUCCCCGUUCCGGAGGGGUAGGUCUGCGAACUUUGGAUAGGUGCGUCCUUCUUGAUCUGACAUUUUCGAGGAGUUCUGUUGUGCUGGACGUCACAUGUCCCUUUAGAGUUUGUCGGUUCUCCACGCCAACGCGGGGCCAACGCGGGGAGGCUCGAGCGUCGUGCGAUCAUUCUUGCGGGUGGUGGGGUGCAGCUGGCUGGGCGGUGUUGCAAGUGAGUUCCUAUGGGCGGUCGCAGUUGAUUGUGGGAAGGGUCGUUACUGGAAUUGGGAUUGGGUUGUUGACUGCUGCUUUGCCUGUUUGGCAAGCAGAGUGUUUGACUCCUGAUAUCAUCUUCGUGGGAAGAUCGGCAUGGACCGUCAACAAUCCCUUCUCGGCGCCGGUGGACUCCAAUUCUUCUCCCUCUGUGCUUCAUUCAUCCCAUGGUACGCCAUUGACCGUGGAGGGCGGAGACGGCUGAUCAUGUCCACACUUGCUGGCAUGGGAGUUUGUUUGGCGGUUUCGGGGGCGUUGGUGAGGUAUGGAGGGAAGGCAAAUGGGAUUGGGGCUACGGAUAUGUUGUAUUUGUUUGGGGUCUAUCUGGCUGAGCCGCUCCCGCUUCGCUUGCGAGGGACGGGGAAUGCACUCGCAGUAUGUUCGCAGUGGUUACAACGUUCCUCGUUGUCGAGAUCACGCCUCCAGCCAUCUCUAACAUCGGCCACUGGACAGACUGCCGGACAGAACCUGGAGGAGAUCGAUAGUUUCUGCACUGAGACCAACUUGAGAGGGGCAGUUGUAAAGUCGCUUCAGAACAAGAAGACACAUAACAGGACGCUGAUGGAGUCGAUAAAAGAAGACAGGCAUAUGGACGACGGCGACAAGAACCAGGACAUAGUUAUGGUAGAGUAUGUCUAG